Molecule: messenger RNA, 1317 nt
Organism: Carassius gibelio (silver crucian carp)
Lineage: Eukaryota; Metazoa; Chordata; Actinopteri; Cypriniformes; Cyprinidae
Product: tetraspanin-33
Exons: 8
Coding region: 247-1077 (276 amino acids)
Cellular component (GO): membrane
Source: RefSeq, a predicted model, not a curated record
CCCACGUGUGCCCCUGGCGAACAUGCAAGCUCAUUGACUGCUAAAUCAGGAAAUGCCUUUUAAAACCACAAGCCCAGAUUCAAUUCGAUGCGUUCUUUUGAUUCUAGUCGUUCGAGGGUGUUUAAUAAUCAUCGAGAGACUUGACGAGUCGUUUUAGAAAGAGCCAAACGAAAGAUUUGAUUCUGCAGAAUGAACAUCUAGACAGAUAAAGUUAGGUGAACGCUGAAAGUUUGUAGGUGAGACAUCAUGCCAAAAACGAAAAGCGACGAGUACACUUUUGUCAGUCCAGCUGUGAAAUAUUUACUUUUCUUCUUCAACAUGAUAUUUUGGGUAAUUGCACUGAUCCUCAUAUCUAUUGGAGUUUAUUCCAGGAUUGUUAAACAUGAGACAGCGCUGGCCUGUCUGACGGUGGAUCCUGCUCUGUUAUUGAUGAUAGUGGGCAUUCUCAUGUUCUUCAUCACGUUCUGCGGCUGUGUGGGUUCUCUGAGAGAGAACAUAUGCUUACUGCAGACAUUCUGCAUCAUCUUGACUAUCAUCUUUCUGCUGCAGCUAGUGGCUGGUGUUCUGGGUUUUGUCUUCUCAGACAAGGCACUUGGCAAAGUAACAAAAAUGGUUAACAACGCCAUCAAGCAUUACAGGGAUGAUAUAGAUCUUCAGAACCUCAUUGACUAUGGCCAAAAACAGUUUAACUGCUGUGGGGGGAUCUCUUAUUUGGAUUGGUCUCAGAACAUGUACUUCAACUGUUCAAAAGAGAACCCAAGCAGAGAGCGCUGUUCUGUGCCCUUCUCCUGCUGCCUGAUCUCCAAAGAGGAGGCUGUUAUAAAUACCAUGUGUGGUCAUGGAGUGCAGGAGCUGGAAUAUCUCGCAGCUGGUGCCUUCAUUAACACCAAUGGCUGUAUUGAUAAAAUGGUGAACUGGAUCCACAGUAACCUGUUUCUAUUGGGAGGCAUCGCUCUGGCCCUGGCCAUCCCACAGUUGGUUGGGAUCAUUCUCUCUCAGAUCCUUAUUAAUCAAAUCCAGGAUCAGAUUAAACUACAGAAUUAUAACCAACAGCAUCGCUCAGACCCCUGGAGCUGAAACAGUUGAGAAACAAAACUCAAAACGGUUUUAUAGAAAGCUUGGGAACUCGUUGCAGCCUGCAAGUGACUGACAUGGACUGGAUUCUGAAUAAGAAGAACUGGUCUGAAGAACGGGCAACCAAGACACAUUUUCAUAUGUAAGGUCAUUUGUAUGAUAUUUUAGAAACCAGAAUGUUUGUAGAAAUAGUGUAAGAAAAACUGAAGAUCAAGAGGUCAAUAAAACUAUUUUGGGAUAUUU